Molecule: messenger RNA, 570 nt
Organism: Puccinia graminis f. sp. tritici CRL 75-36-700-3
Lineage: Eukaryota; Fungi; Basidiomycota; Pucciniomycetes; Pucciniales; Pucciniaceae
Exons: 9
Coding region: 1-570 (189 amino acids)
Source: RefSeq, a predicted model, not a curated record
AUGACUGUCGAAGCUGUGGCCGGGGUUGUCUGUUUAGGUAAGAUAGCUAUAGUCCAAUGGUGCGUCGGUAGAUUGGAGGAGAAGAAGAAGAAGAAAGGAGGCGGCAAGAAAACCCUGGGCGGGUUGGGCUUAAUCUUUCUUUCUCUUCAGCUCAACAAAGACAUCGACGUAAUUCGCUUUAAGGAAACCCCUCAGCCGACGUUCGAACUUCGAGCCAGCCGGCGAUGUAUCGAUAGACCUGGCACCGGAAAGUCGAGGGUGGAGAGAUACAAGAAGUCGAGGAAGCAGCUGGUAGGACGAGUUCAAAGUGCCAUCGGUGUUUGGGCCAGGAAGAUGCUCGAUGCGCCAGAGGGCAAAUGGCUCUUGAAUCUUAAAACUCAAGACCCAAAUGGUUUCGAUUUUGAGAGCAGAAUUUUGUUUCCACCAUACCAGAUACAACAUUAUAGGUUUGCUUACGAUGCUGAUGUAUUCACUCGUCUAGCGUAUUUUCAACGAUAUAUAUGGGCAUGCGGAAGACCGGAAGACUCUCAAUUCGAGCUUGCGGAUGUGGACAUGCCGGAUAAUGCUUGA